AAUCAACAACACCAAAAAAGAAAAAGAAAAAGAAAACGAGAGAGAAGAAAAAUAAAAUAAAAAAGAUAAAAAUGAGUGACUGAAUAAGAGUGAUGCAGUCACUGUAGGGUUUAAUUCUUCUUCAUCUUCAUCUUCAUCUUCACAAGAAAGACGAAGAACAAGUGUGAUUUAUUGUUGUGAGUGAUGAUGGAUUCUCCAGAACCUUCCAAGAUCAAUCGCAGUUCUUCUGCUUCUGCUCUCAAUGCCUCCGUCAAUACUCCUUCAUCCGAAUCCCCUCAAGUUCAAGAGUCCCCAUUUUUUAGAUUUGCCAGCAAUUUAUCUCCGAUGAGGCCUGCUAAGGCUUGUCAUGUGGCACCAAGUUUUCUUGGGCUUAAUUCCCCACCUCUGGUGUUCAAGUCGCCACGUGUUAAUUGUGACCGUGAAUCGCGGUACUUGGAAAGGCCUCAAGGCACUCAUUUAUCCAGUGUAGAAAUGUCUCAAAGUUACAAUGGAGGCAACAGUCUUCGUGUAGCUCCUGGUGAUUCCAAUGAAUCAAAUUCUCAACUGCCUCUGCCAGAGAGGUUUGCAACUGACACUCAGCAGGAUAUUGGCCUCAGGAAUGAUACGAAUACCCAAAGCUGCAGUUUUCCAACAUCUGUUGAUGAAUAUUUAGCUGAUCCUGGGGAUACUGAUGAAAUGUAUUCAGUCAACCCAGACGUUGAACAAUCUACAUAUGCAGUUGAAUCUGAACCAAGCAACUUAACUCGGACAAAGAAAGUUAUAUUAAAAUGCAAUGGGAAUGAUGAUCCUGGUGAUAAAGCAGAAGAGCCUUCGCCUUUGUCAGAGGAAUCUAAUGAGAUUCAUCAAGAAAGGCCAGUUGAAAACCCUGAAACAGAAGGGGACAAAAGAGUUGUUGAACGGGUUUCUCAAGAGCACACAAAACUUGAGUCCAAUUUAGCUGCAGAUGUUUCUCAUAAUUCACUUACCCAGCAUGCAGGAAAUGGACCGGAUCAUAGUGAUUGCGCAGCUCAAUCAAUGUCUGAUCCUCUGCAAGAUGUUAAAGAAUCUAAAGAUUGCCAUGAGAUGGUAUCGACCUUACAUGUAAGGCAAGAGAAUAUUUCCCAAGAUGGUUCUGAGGCUAGUCUGAAGUACCAUGGCAUUCGUCGGCGCUGCCUAAAAUUUGGGGAAGCUGCCUCCAGUGCUCUUGGAAGUAAUAUGUCUAACAUGAAACUGAAUGCAACUUCAAGCCAAAUGCAUUUUGUCAACCCCUUCAAACCUGUCAGUUCCUUGUAUCUUCAACGAGGCAUUCCGGAGACAGGUUCCAAGCCAGCAGGUAUUGGGUUACAUUUAAAUAGCAUUAUAAAUGGAAUGCCACCUAGUUGCGCUUCAACUACGGGUAUGAGAUCAUCAGAUGUUUUACAAGGGAUGCAAUCCACAUCUUCAAUAAGUUUAAAUAAAGUGGAGAACAUGAAGAAAUACGUAAUAUCAUCAAAUAUGGAUCGGCAACCAUUAGUUGAUAAUAGAAAUGAGAUCCAUGAAACAGAUGCUUCAUUAGCUGCAGAUUAUUUUUCUCCUAGCUUGAAAGAACCUAUUGCCUUGUAUCCUGCAAGUGGCCAUGAUAAGAGGAAACUAAGCCCUACAGAUGCUGGAAAUUCUGAGGGACUCGACCAACAUACCCCGGGCAAGAAAAAGAAGAAAACAUCAAGCACUGCAGAUGGUAAUGGCUGUAAGCGGUGCAACUGUAAGAAGAGUAAAUGUUUGAAACUUUACUGUGACUGUUUUGCUGCUGGAGUCUUUUGUCUCGACCCUUGUUCUUGCCAAGACUGCUUCAAUAAACCAGAAUAUGGGGAGAAAGUUCUUGAGACAAGGCAACAAAUUGAGUCCCGAAAUCCACUUGCAUUUGCUCCGAAGAUUGUGAAAAGCGCCACUAAUGCCCCGUCAAAUAUGGAAGAUGUAAAUCUGACGACACCGUCAUCAGCAAGGCACACAAGAGGUUGCAAUUGCAAAAGGUCAAUGUGUCUGAAAAAAUAUUGUGAAUGUUAUCAGUCUAAUGUUGGAUGCUCAAGUGGAUGUCGAUGUGAGGGAUGCAAGAAUGUCUAUGGCAAGAAAGAAGAUUAUGUUGCACCGGAUCAUGCUUUGAGUAAAGAAAGGGUGAGCAGUAAUGUUGAAAAAGGGUCAGAUAGCACCAUGCUCAAUAAACCGGAAAUGGUGGCAAGCAGGGAAGAUUUGUUCCAGAAAGAGUUCUAUGAUCAACAUCAUCUGUCACCUAUAACGCCAUCGUUGCAAUGCUCUGACCAAGGCAAGGACAUGUUCCCAUCACACAGGAGUCUGAUGUUAACUGACUCCUGUGAUUCGAAAAGUUAUGAGAACGUACAAUCACCAGCACCACCAUGUAAUUCAGCUUCCUGCAUACUUCAGCUCACUCCUCUGUCAAAUCCUGAUUCAACGUCUGGUGCUCCAUCCAUCCCAGCUAAACCUGUGGGGACAAGUGCUCCAUCAUCCCGAGUCUCUCAUGGAUGUGUUCGCCAAUUAUCUGGUGGCUCUCUUCGUUGGCGUAGUUCACCAGUUACCCCAAGGAAUACCAACUUAGGUGAAGCACAACAUUUACAGGGACUUGAAUCAGAUAGCAGGCUGUUUGAUAUUGUAGAAGAUGAAACACCUGCUAUAUUGAAGGAAAGUUCAACUCCCACAAAGACUGUCAAAGCAAAUUCCCCGAUCCAAAAGCGAGUUUCUCCUCCACGUGUGAUUGGAUCAAGCUCCUCAGGAGGCUUGAGAACUGGCAGGAAAUUCAUAUUGAAAUCUGUGCCGUCUUUCCCACCAUUGACCCCUUGCAUGGAUUCCAAAGGUAAUGGCAAUGAGGACGGCAAUGUGGACUCGGGUAAUGGUGCCACCAAGUGACAAUCCCAAAUCUGAAGAAUGUUCAAAAUAUGCUUUACAGACAGAAGAUCCAUGUUAAUAGAAUUCUUGUCUUGUCUGGUUCCCAGCUGACUUAUUGAAGUUAUGACUGCAUCGCCCUACAAUGUGUAGUUUUUCCUUUAUAUUUUUAGGAGUUUUCGUUUAGCAGUUCUUUGACUUCUAUCUUUGAACAGAUUCUUCCUUUCUUUCUCCCCUUGUUAUAUAAAUUCUUCGCAUAUUCGUAAUGGAGUCUCAUCCUUCAAAAUGUUAAUUAGGCUACAUAAAAGUUUACCUAAUUGAGUGCAUAAUUGAUUAUGUAUAUUGCUGUUA
This is a messenger RNA of Lotus japonicus, 3204 nucleotides long. RefSeq names its product protein tesmin/TSO1-like CXC 2. The record is from RefSeq and is a predicted model, not a curated record. Bases 184 to 2877 code for a protein of 897 amino acids. Gene Ontology annotation, molecular function: DNA-binding transcription factor activity. The transcript is spliced from 12 exons. Lineage: Eukaryota; Viridiplantae; Streptophyta; Magnoliopsida; Fabales; Fabaceae.